Molecule: messenger RNA, 1371 nt
Organism: Notodromas monacha
Lineage: Eukaryota; Metazoa; Arthropoda; Ostracoda; Podocopida; Cyprididae
Source: the annotation of a GenBank genome assembly
AUGCAAAACUUAUUUUACUUCAUUUUCCAGCAGCAGCAUGUUUUCCUAGCUUCUCCCGCCAUUUUCUUCAACAACAGCAUGUCAACAGUCCUCAUGACAUCAUCAACAACAACAACAGCAGCAACAUCAACCAUGAUCCCUUUGAUGGAUUCCAGUCCCAACGGCAACACUGACAGUGAGCAUCAUCAGCAGCCCACAGUGGCGUCCACCACAGUGUUCCUGGUGUCCUCGGGCGCCACUCUGGUCAUUUCCGGCGCCGUGUUCCUUCUCCUCGCCCACCUGCUCGUCUUCCACGUGCACAUGAUGCGACUGGGCAUCACGACUUACGAGUACCUGAGGGGUUAUCACGAGAACCCCGCCUUGAGGGAAGCAGCGUGGGCCUCGGAGAAGGCAGCGGAAGAGGCGGAGCGGCGGCAACGGCUGGCCGCCGCCGCCGCCACCGCCGCCACCCCUGCUACUGAUGCCGCCUCGAAUUGCUGCUGCUCAUCCAGUCUCAUCCUCCUGCUCAGUUGCAGGUGCUGCAAGUCUGCCGGCGACUCCGACAUUGAAGGCGGCGGCAGCAGCAGGGACGCCCCUUCUUCAAAGAAGCAAUAUUGUUCCCCUCAGCAUCACUCAUCCUCAUCAGGACACCAGAAAUCUGGAAAUAACAGUCAUAAUCCCUUUCCUGCUGAUGAAAUAACAGCACACACCUCAUCCUCAUUCAUGCAACAGCAAUUAGAAGAUGAUGAUGAACAACAACAGCAAAAUGUUCACCCGUCAAUAAUCGACGCCCCCGAAGCCGCCUCUUUGUCGACGAAAAACGGCGCCCCCAGCAGCUGCAGCAGCAGCAGCUCCUCAUCAGUGCCCAGUUUACCAAGACUUCAGCAAGAAUCCCGCAAUAAAAAUCACAAUAACAAACAAAACAAUGAAAUUACCCAUGAUGAGCAGGAGACAAACAACAACAAGAAGAGGAAACUGAUGAGGAAAAAAGAAUCGUCAUCGGGAUCGAAUCAUCAUCAUCAAAAUUGGCUCGAUUGGCCACUCGACGACCGAUCGACACUUGCUACAGCUGGAAUGCAAAACAAAGUCGACGACGACGACGACGACAGCAAAAAUGACGAUAAUAUCAAGGACAGAGUCCGUCCUUUUUGGGCCAGCAAUAAUAAACUGGAACAAGUGGAGGAAUUGAGAGAAGAAGAAGAAGACGAAGAUGAUGAUGAUGAUGAUAGUAAUAGUUUGCGACGAAAAAGAGUCAUGUGUCGUCAGAUUGGGACAGUGUUCAAGGAUGACGAGCCUACUGCUGCUGAUGUCGACGACGAUGUCGAGGAUGACACGCCUGACAGCAGCCACGACGACGCCUUCUUCCAUCGACGUCGAUUCUGGCUCGUCUAA